UUUGCAUCAGCUGAUUGUCCAUUUAUAACAUUUUAAAGGAAAACAAAUGAAUCGUUUGGCGGAAAUCUUCUCAGAACAAGGUGAAUUAAUUACACACGAUGGCACAUAUCAAAAUGAAUUGGAAACUAUUAAGGUGAUACGUGUGCUGCCGGUGCAUAAGCGUCAACGCUUUAACCGACUGUCUACACAAUUGCUGGAGGAUUUAGAACAGCCACAAGAUAGACAAAAAUGUGCUGAACGCUCGCGUUCCUUGCGAGAAGAGGGAAACCGAGUGUACAAAACGAAAUCAAGUAAAAACAAUGCUGACCAAGCGGAAUGUUUGCUCAGCGCCUGUCGCCUGUAUACACAAGCAGUUCUGGAGGCGGAAACCGCCUUCGACGAACUCUGUUUGAGUUUCGCCAAUCGUGGAAUGGCGCUGCAGGAUUACGGCUACUACGAGCAGGCCUACGAUGACUGCGUCUGUGCCCUGGAGUUUGGCUAUCCCAAGAAGCUGCAGCACAAGCUCAUAAUGCGACAGGCCCACUGCGCCUGGAAGCUGGGCGAUGCGAAAAAGCUGGGCGAACAUCUGGCUUGCUUGGAGCAACUACAGCUAAAUCCCAGCUAUUGUCAGAAAUUGGAAGAACUGCAGCAGCAACUCAAGAUGCUGCAAGGCAGUCAAAAAGCGGAGUCGACACAAGAGCUGCAGAAAUUAACUGGAGACACACACAAAAUCUCGAUGGAUUCCAGUACCAGAGGACGUUACAUGAUUGCCACGAAGCGACUCAGCGAAGGCGACAUCAUAUUUACGGAGCAGGCCGAUUGUUUUGUGCCCAUUGAGCAGCGACUGAUCUGCCAGAAGUGCGCCGCCAGCCUGCUGUGUGCACCCAUACCCUGUCCACAAUGUCAUCAGCGGGUGGUUUACUGUUCCCGCCGCUGUCGUGAUCUGCAUAAGUACAUUCACAGCUACGAGUGUGCGGCCUAUCGAAAGGAUCUGCUGAUCAUGCUGGGCGUAUCGCAUCUAGCCAUGCGAUUGCUUCUCACCUAUCUGCCGGAUUGGCUGCCACAGUUAAGAAGCGCCUCAAAUGCCCAAGAAUUGUGGCAUCGCCUAAUGCAAAUGGCUGCCACCGAUGCGAACUGUUCGCCUGCUCCGCAAUCUCUGCAGAGCAUGGGCAUGUUAACGCAUCUGGAUAAGUUGCCCCCAGCAGAGCUCGCUUAUCACUCGCUAUGCGCCAACUUGUUGCAAGUUUAUCUAUUCAAAUGCACGCAUUUCUAUGACCAGUUAUCGAGCAGCGGCAGCACCGCAUCUCUUGAGGAUUGGCAUUUGAUAGUUGCUGCUUUGAUUUUGCGCAGCGCUGGCCAGUUGCUUGUCAACGCCCAUGUGGGCAAUGCCAUCUCGCUCUGCUCGCUGCCCGCCAAUGAGUUCCCGCUGCUCCAGCCUGCACUCUGGCAAGGACCCCAUCACUUGAGACGCGGCUGCUUGCACAAGUUUGCCCAGUCAACACUCCAAACGGCUAUCAAUCUGCCAUAUCUGAGUCUGUGCAAUCACGCCUGUGCGCCCUCCAUUCACACCCGGUUCGAUGGCUGUGUGGUCAGCAAUUUUGCAACCAGGCCAAUCGAGGCAGGUGAGGAGAUCUACAAUUGCUACACACUGGACUACAGGAACUCGAUGUGUGCACAGCGACGGCAACAACUGGAGAGCAUUUAUAAAUUUACUUGCUGCUGCGAUAAGUGCUUGCGUGUACAGCCGGAUCAGGAUUAUUUAAAAUUUCAUCGCUAUCGCUGCGAGAGGACGCAAUGUGGAAAGAGUUUUGUGCCCAACCAAAGCAGUCUCAGCUGGUGGCUGCAGCCAGACGGGAAUGGGGGCAUCUGCUGCAGCGCAUGUCAAACGCCACAAUUGACAACGUGGUACGAUCAGUUUCUGGCGCUGCUGGAGCACUGUCAUGAGUCGGAGGCACGACGUAAUUUGUACAAAGCCUUUGAUAACCUCAAUAACUGGCUGCUGGACUAUCAUAGCUUAAAAUUAAGCCUGGCCAAUGAGCUGAUUGUAGCCUGCUUUGCAGUCAAGGAAGACGGCGUCACAUUGGAUGACUUGGAUUAUGGCCAGCUGGCGCGCAUCAUUGACUUCCAGCUGGCGGGCACUGCGGCGCAGUAUGGCAUCAACUCGCUCGAGUAUAUGACCAAGCUGACGCAUCUCUUUGAUCUCAUUGCCUGGGGCAAGCACAAAUGCAGCGUGCCGCAGUUGAAGACGAUGCGAGCAGCUCUCAACAAUUUGCCCAGCGAAACAAAAGUGAUUUUUGUCAACUAUUACAACGAUUUUAUUGAGCAGCUAUGCAAAUUCGACUAA
This is a messenger RNA of Drosophila grimshawi, 2323 nucleotides long. RefSeq names its product SET and MYND domain-containing protein 4 (gene Smyd4-1). Lineage: Eukaryota; Metazoa; Arthropoda; Insecta; Diptera; Drosophilidae. Gene Ontology annotation, molecular function: protein binding. The transcript has 4 exons. Bases 47 to 2323 code for a protein of 758 amino acids. The record is from RefSeq and is a predicted model, not a curated record.